This is a messenger RNA of Aspergillus novofumigatus IBT 16806, 1797 nucleotides long. RefSeq names its product UV-endonuclease UVE-1. Gene Ontology annotation, biological process: response to UV; nucleotide-excision repair; mitochondrial DNA repair. The record is from RefSeq and is a predicted model, not a curated record. Gene Ontology annotation, cellular component: nucleus; mitochondrion. Gene Ontology annotation, molecular function: endonuclease activity. Lineage: Eukaryota; Fungi; Ascomycota; Eurotiomycetes; Eurotiales; Aspergillaceae. The transcript is spliced from 2 exons. The coding region runs from base 1 to 1797 and encodes 598 amino acids.
AUGCCAGCCAGUGCUGUUGCGCCGGACGACACCCUUCUGAUCGGGAUUGUCCCACAAGCAAUCAAGUCAAACGACGAGCCAUCUCAGGAUGUUCCUUCAGACCCUGAAUCAGAUGACGAUGUUCCUCUUGAAGCCGAGGAGCUUCAGGAUGCUCUCUCGCGUCCCCCACCUGUGAAUAGUAGCUACCUUCCGCUCCCCUGGAGAGGCCGAUUAGGCUAUGCUUGUUUGAAUACAUAUCUACGGAACGCGAACCCGCCAGUGUUCUGCUCUCGGACCUGUCGCAUUGCGUCCAUUCUUGAAAACCGACACCCACUUGCGGAUCCCUCGCAGCCGCCUCAUCCGACCAAGAACCGCCCUGAUCGGGAUCGGACGCCUGAUGUUGCCCGCGGACAGGCGUACGUUGAGUCUCUGGGACUGGCCAAUGCGCGAGAUCUGAUUAAGCUCCUGCGCUGGAAUGACAAAUAUGGCAUCAAAUUCAUGCGACUGAGCAGUGAGAUGUUCCCUUUCGCCAGCCAUAAAGAGUAUGGCUAUAAACUUGCCUCGUUUGCAUCAGAGGUCCUCGCUGAGGUUGGCCGUGUGGUUGCCGAACUCGGUCAUCGAGUGUCCGUACAUCCUGGCCAGUUUACUCAGCUUGGCUCGCCCAGGCUGGAAGUCAUUGAAAGCUCGAUCCGCGAUCUGGAAUAUCACUCGGAGAUGUUGCAACUCCUCAAGUUGCCUCCGCAGCAAGAUCGCGACGCUGUCAUGAUUCUCCACAUGGGGGGUGUAUUCGGCGAUAAAGAGGCCACACUGGAUCGGUUCCGGGAGAAUUACAAAGGUCUUUCCCAGGAUAUCAAGAAUCGGCUCGUUCUGGAGAAUGACGAUGUAAGCUGGUCAGUGCACGAUUUACUGCCCAUUUGUGAGGAGCUGAAUAUACCGCUUGUCCUCGACUUCCAUCACCACAACAUCGUCUUCGAUUCAAGCCAAGUGCGCGAGGGUACCUUGGAUAUCAUGGAUCUUUUUGACCGGAUCAAGGCAACUUGGACACGUAAGAACAUCACGCAGAAAAUGCACUAUUCGGAACCUGUUCCCUCCGCCAUCACGAAUCGACAGCGGCGAAAGCACAGCGAUCGAGUGUCCACGCUUCCACCUUGCGACCCGACCAUGGAUUUAAUGAUCGAGGCCAAGCACAAGGAGCAAGCCGUUUUUGAAUUGAUGAGGCGGUUUAAGCUGCCUGGCCACGACCUGUUUAAUGAUGUAUUGCCUUACACGCGAACCGAUGAGAACAGACCUUUCAAGCCUCCUCGCAAAACCAAGAAGAACGGAGGGUUCGUUGACCUCGAAGCUCAGGUCCCUCCUACUUCUACUGUUCCCGAGGAAGAAGUAGGCAUGGGAGGUCCGGAAAGAAGAGUCUAUUGGCCACCAGGUAUGGAAGAGUGGCUUCGGCCGAAGAAGAUCAUUCGUGUCAAAGCACGACAGAGUCCGGCAAAAUCGAAUGCGUCGAAGAAGAAGGCAAAGGCAAAUGAAGACUCGUCACAAAUAAAGAACGAGGAUGCUGAUGAGGAAGAUGAGGGGCCAGCGACUCCCAAGCCUAAGACUUCUCGCCCACCCAAACGCACUGCAAGUGUGAAAAAACAGACAAGCAGGAAAAGGAAAGCUUCACCGACUCCGCCCUCUACUCCGUCGGUCUCUGAUAUCGAGGGUUUAGCUCUGGCGGAACCGCCCAUUCUUUCUGGUACUGAGACUGCCAAUACUCGUCGUAGCCGACGCGCAACGACCGCGAAGAAGGUCAGUUACGCCGAGGAGAGCGACUCUGUAUGA